Molecule: messenger RNA, 2060 nt
Organism: Anolis carolinensis (green anole)
Lineage: Eukaryota; Metazoa; Chordata; Lepidosauria; Squamata; Anolidae
Gene: brat1
Product: BRCA1 associated ATM activator 1
Biological process (GO): positive regulation of protein phosphorylation; cell population proliferation; DNA damage response
Cellular component (GO): nucleus
Molecular function (GO): protein binding
Source: RefSeq, a predicted model, not a curated record
UCCGGCUUUGAGGGACUCCAUGGCAACCGGCCAUGGCAACCAGCCAGUCAAGGACCCGGAUGGCCUCCCAAUGGGAGGGGGAAAGUGAGGAGCGCGGCGCCACUUCCGGAACACGCUUGUUCAGACCCACCAGCGCUUCUGGGAACUGUAGUCCAAAAUUCGCGCUGGCCCUUAAAGAGACAGGAGUCCUCUCCUUCCCUUGGACCACAACUCCCAGAGUCCUCCUGUUCAAAGGCCGAACUGCGCAUGCUCACUAUCCCUUGCUGUGGAGAGAAGGCCUUGCGUUGCUCUGAAGGGCUGGAGUAUUUGUUUACUGUGGGAAGAAAGUAAGUGAAUGCCGUUUGGACCGUCAUGGCUCAAUUGUAUGUCAGCCUGGGAGUUUGACAGGGGCUUGGAAGAGUGACAGGGCCUCUCCAAACUACAACUCCUCCGGUGAGCCUGCCCGUCAUGGAGGCCCAGUGUUCCCAGCUGCUGCCUGCCGUCUGCACAGUCCUGGCCGACCCUCGCUGCCCCGUUUCGGACGACACUUCCUUGGAGAAACUGCUAGACUGGUUCCAGGCCUUGACCCACACAGCCUUAGUGUGUGAUGAAGCCAUAGACCAGGUCUUUGACAUCCUUCUUGUCUACUUAAAGAGUCCAGAUACCAGCCCUACUGUUCUGAAGAAGACCUUUCAGGCAACACUGAAGUGGUUUCUGAACACAUUAGAGCCGCCCAAAUCGAGUGCUGACUUCCAACGGCAUCAGCAGUUUUUCAAAGAUAUUUUCGCAGUGUUACAAAAACGCAUGUGCAGCCCCAGCUGGGAAGUGCGUGACUCGGCCCUGGAGUUCCUCAUGUUGGUGAUGAAGGACUUGAAAGGGCGGCAGUGGUUCUGGGAAGCACUACUCUCGUCCGAGGUGCCAGCUCUUGCAGAGAGUCUCCUCGAUGACCCAGAGAGCUAUGUCCGAGCCAGUGCUGUAAAGGCCUUGGGGCAGUUUUCCCUUAUGGUCGCCGUUGACUCACAUGACAGCGGGAAUCACAAAGAGGUCAGUGCUCACUUGCUGCAAAUCUUGACCACGGACACUGAAGGCUUCCCUCGCAGAGCCGUGAUUGGCGUCUUCAUUGACUGGCUGCGGGAGGGCCACCCGGACGUCUUGGCUGCCCCUGAGCCAUUUGUUUCUGACGUGAUACAAGCCGUGAGCAGGGACUUGGACUGGGAAGUCAAGGUUUCUGGUCUGGAGCUGGCAGAGGCUUUUGCUGCCCAAACAUUUGCACGGUUUGGGCUUGCCGAGUGUCCGUACACCACCGAUUGCUUGCCAUCCAGCAGCACGCCUUCCCACCUUCCCGAACUAAUGCAGAUAUUCUCUCGAGUGAAGCUAUUUGAGUUCCUGUUCCGAGCCCUUCAGGACUGUGACCGGCCGGUAGCGUUGAAAGCCUGCUGGGUCCUUCUUGCCAUGAAACCAAAGAUUUGUAAAGACAGCUGCCUGGAGCCGGAGAAGAGGUUUGAACCGAAUGAGAGAACUCAGCCAGAGGAAUUGCCAGGGGAUGCAUCUCCUUCUGCACUGAUCAAUACCAUUGGGGAGUCUUGUGAGAAAUUUCUACGGGAUCCUGAGUGUCUGCCCACAGUUUUAAAGUCGAUGGACCUGGAGGCCUUGGAAAGAUCUCUGGAUCUCAGUAGCGAUCACUUGGAGCAGAGUCCCCAGUCCCUCUUGCAGGACAUCCUCUCGGCCUCAGGGAAUGUAGAAGAGAAUGAAGCAGACUGUUACUGAUGUCGCUGUGGCUUGGAGAUCUCCAAUUUGAAGGGCAGGCUGCUUUUCAGAACCUUGCUGCCUCGAUGGACGGCUGUGUUCAAACAGCCCUCCUCUGUCCCCGAGAGCACAAAGGGCUAUUUUGUAAAAAAAAAUUUCCUGUGCAGAUGGACACGUCCGGUGAAGAUUUUCCUAGCAGAGUCAUAUCUAUGUGUAGGAAUCGCUUUGUGAAUGUCCUCUGAGAGGAGCUGAACAACAUACAAGAAAAUUCAGAGACAAACAGGACACUCCCUCUGAAAAUCGCAAGUGUACAAUAAAUAUUUCAUUGUUAAGAA